Molecule: messenger RNA, 609 nt
Organism: Daldinia childiae
Lineage: Eukaryota; Fungi; Ascomycota; Sordariomycetes; Xylariales; Hypoxylaceae
Product: Transport protein particle subunit bet5
Exons: 3
Coding region: 1-609 (202 amino acids)
Biological process (GO): endoplasmic reticulum to Golgi vesicle-mediated transport
Cellular component (GO): TRAPP complex
Source: RefSeq, a predicted model, not a curated record
AUGCCUAUACAAGUCUAUUCGUUCUAUAUCUUCGACCGCCAUACCGAGUGCGUAUACUCAAAGCUCUGGGUACCCCGGCCCUCAUCCAGUAUUGCCGGCCCGCUCCCAUCACGGCCCCAAUCGCAACAGCCGGCUCCGUCCCUCGCCGCCUCCGCCGCCGCAACAACCACCCUCACCACAACAACAGCAGCACCCUCCUCCGCUCCCCCAUCAACAACCACUCCUCCCGCAAAUGCCGCCGCCGCCGCCGCAGCCGCAGCCAUCACCCGGCGGAAGAAUGAGAACGACGCGAAGCUGAUCUUCGGCACCGUGUUUAGCCUGCGGAACAUGGUGCGCAAGCUAGGCGGCGAUGACGACGCCUUCAUCGCCUUCCGCACCGCCCACUACAAGCUGCACUACUACGAGACCCCCACCAACCUGCGCUUCGCCAUGCUCACCGAGCCCGGCGCCCUCAGCAUGCGCAACGUCCUACACCAAAUAUAUAUUAACCUCUGGGUUGAGUACGUCGUCAAGAACCCCCUCUCACCGGCCGAGCACAAAGGCGGCGACGGUGUGCGGAACGAGAUGUUCGAGAUGGGGCUAGAUAAGUUCAUUAGAGGUCUGAUGUGA